GGCUUUGAACAGCAUUUUCUUCAUAUCUUCUAAGCACAGCAAGUAUACUGGCAUUUCAGAAGAUACUUAUAAAGUAAUGAUAGAAGAGCUUGAAGAGAAAUAUGACGUUGGAGGAGAAGUCGAUCUGGAUGAACUUGAUCAAUUUCAAGUUGAAAAGUUAAGGCGAAUAUACAAGGUAACCAUAUCAAAUAUAAUUAUAAGUGUUGUCAACUAUGGUUAAUGGCUUCAACAACUGUAGCUCGCAAAGAAAGAUAUUGAAAAAGCCAAAAGAGAGGCAAAUAAUUUAAUGUUCGACGUAGAAGGAAUGGAAGAGAAAAUGUGCCAAUCUAUUGUUAACUUUUUGAAUGAAUGCUGUUUUCCUUUCUCCUCUCGUUUCAAAGAGGACAUCUUUAACAAGAAAGUUGUUACACCAUUGCUCUCACCAUUCUUAAGAGAGAAUAAGUAUUUGAAGCAAUUUGGCAAUGACGACGAAUCCAAUGGCAGCAAAGGAAGAAGGGGGACUCAUGGCAGAAAAUCAGAUGGUGGUCUGAAAGUUGUGUAUAAGGAGCACGAACAGCACAUCCUCCACAUAGAAGUCAAAAGUCCAACAGUAAUAUCUGAAGAUCAAGUACACCAUCCUGACUUCACCAAAUUAGCAAACUUGAUGAAGGAUGAGGUGGAUUUGAUGUUAAAAAGAAACUUUCCGGAAGAUACACCGGUAUUUGGCAUUUUGGUGGGAGGAUAUCAUGCCACUGUAUAUGUUAUGGAUCUGAUGCAUACAAAAGUCUACCGAUUGUUCGAGAUCGGGUCGUUCUUUUUCCCUCACAAUGCACUAGAUUUGAACAGGCUUGAUGAUAUGUUUGACACAAUGAUCAAAGUUAAUGUGUUGAUGAGUAAAAGUGUCAAAAGAUGCUUAAAAGCAUUCCGAUCAAAAUCCUCUUCUGGCUCUGUUCCUACAAGGCGGCAGCUUUAUGUCGAGUCGUUCGGCUCGCCAGAAAGAAAGUAAAAACUAACGUCGAGUAAAUUUAUUCAAAAUUCGAUAAAAGAAUAAAAACUAAUAAAUAAAUACAUUUAGCUGCUCUUUAUAAAUAGAAAGCCCCA
Molecule: messenger RNA, 1080 nt
Organism: Mycotypha africana
Lineage: Eukaryota; Fungi; Mucoromycota; Mucoromycetes; Mucorales; Mycotyphaceae
Exons: 5
Coding region: 287-985 (232 amino acids)
Source: RefSeq, a predicted model, not a curated record